CUCCUGCGGUAGUUGAUGUGUGCCGGUGUGGAUCCGGUCUGUGACGGUCCCUCCUGUGAGUCCUGUGAGUCCGGAUCGAUCCGUGAUCAACAGCCCAGCUGCUGCCUGCUCGAGUCUUCCUCACCUGUUCAGAUCCACCUGUCCGGGAGCAUGCUGCGGGUCCGGGCCGCCCUGAGCCGCUCAUGGAGAGGGCUGAGGACUUCGUCCUGUGCGGCGGUGGAGGUGAAGAACGAGCCGAUCCUGGGCUUCAGCGAGGGCAGCACUGAGAGGAAAGAGCUGCUUAAGGCUCUGGAUGGUCUAAAGGGACAGACUGAGGAUGUCCCCUGUGUGGUCGGAGACGAACACGUGUGGACCAAAGACGUCAGAUAUCAGUUAUCUCCGUUUAAUCACUCUCACAAAGUGGCAAAGUUCUGUUACGCUGACAAGGAGCUCAUCAACAGAGCCAUCCUGGCCUCCGUGGCGGCGAGGAGAGAGUGGGACCUAAAGCCAGUCCAGGACCGUGCCCAGGUCCUCUUCAAGGCCGCAGACAUCAUCAGCGGACCCAAGAGAGCCGAGAUCCUCGCCAAGACCAUGAUCGGACAGGGGAAGACGGUGAUCCAGGCAGAGAUCGAUGCGGCUGCUGAGCUCAUUGACUUCUUCAGGUUCAACGCCAAACAUGCUGUCGAACUGGAGCAACAGCAGCCGCUGGACGCUGAGGGGAGCAGCAACACCAUGCUGUACCGAGGCCUGGAGGGCUUCGUAGCAGCCGUUGCUCCUUUCAACUUCACGGCUAUCGGAGGAAACCUGGCGGGAACCCCAGCUGUUAUGGGGAACGUGGUCCUGUGGAAGCCCAGCGACACCGCUAUGUCCGCCAGCUACGCCGUCUACAGGGUCCUGCGGGACAGCGGCCUGCCCCCGAACAUCGUCCAGUUCCUCCCGGCAGAUGGUCCCGUGUUCGGAGACGCCGUCACGUCCUCGGAGCACCUGGCCGGCAUCAAUUUCACUGGCAGUGUCCCGACGUUCAAGCGUCUGUGGAAGCAAGUCGCCCAGAACCUGGAUACCUACCGGACCUUCCCCCGGCUGGCAGGAGAGUGCGGCGGGAAGAACUUCCACUUUGUGCACCAGUCGGCGGACGUGGACUCGGUGGUGAAGGGGACGAUCCGCUCUGCCUUCGAGUACGGCGGCCAGAAGUGCUCUGCCUGCUCCAGGAUGUACGUCGCCGACAGCAUCUGGCCCAAGAUCAGAGAGCAGCUGCUGGACAUCCACCGGCAGAUCACCGUGGGAGACCCCGUUGAGGACUUCGGCGCCUUCUUCUCAGCGGUGAUCGAUGACAAGUCGUUUGCUCGGAUCAAGAAGUGGCUCGAUCACGCUAGGUCCUCGCAGAGUCUGAAGGUCAUCGCCGGCGGCAACUGUGAUGACAGGAAGGGCUACUUCGUGGAGCCGACCAUCAUAGAGACCACGGACCCGCGGGACGCCAUCAUGAGCGAGGAGAUCUUCGGACCCGUCCUCUCAGUUUAUGUUUAUCCAGAAAACCAGUACAGAGACGUCCUGACACUGAUCGACACCACGUCCCCCUAUGCUCUGACCGGCGCCGUGUUCGCCCAGGACAGGUCGGUGGUGGACGAGGCAGCGAAGCUUCUGAGGAACGCUGCAGGAAAUUAUUACGUAAACGACAAAUCCACCGGAUCUGUGGUCGCCCAGCAACCGUUCGGUGGAGCCAGAGCCUCCGGAACGAACGAUAAACCUGGAGGUCCUCACUACGUCUUGAGGUGGACGUCUCCGCAGGUGGUGAAGGAGACACACGUCCCACUCAAAGACUGGAGGUACCCCUACAUGGACUAACUGUCCAAUCAGAGCCCUGCGUCCCUCCAUCAUCAGCAGACUGUCAAAUCAGAGCCCUGUAUCCCUCCAGCAUCAGCCGACUGUCCAAUCAGAGCCCUGUGUCCCUCGCUGUGUCAGCUGAUCGUCCAACUAACAGAGACAGAAAGAGUCUUUGCACUGAAGUGGACAUGAAUGUAUCUGAGAGAACGUCUCCGUCCAUCAGACGUCCAGGCGUCCCGACUGUCUCAAACUGUCCUCUGAUGUCUCUGACUGUCUCUGAUUCCUUGACAGUCUCUGACUGUCCUCUGACUGUCUCUGACUGUCCCCUGAUGUCUGUUAAUGCUUCAGAAACUUAAUUUUUCAAUCUGAAUCUGAUCAGAGCUCAGUUGGUGAUCAGUUAGUAAUUGUUGAUAACUGAUUAAUAAUUAAUAAGUCAGUUAUUUUAAGGUCAAAUGGAAAAUUUCCCAGAUUUCAGCUUCUGAAAUUGUAUUAUUUCUGCUGUUUUUACUCUGAUAAUAAACUGAAUAUCUGUAUCUAUCAAUGAUCAAAGUGAUAAUUAGAUAAUGAAAACAUUAUUUAGGUCAAUGUGAGAACAAAGUGUCUCUAAUGUUACAGACAUGUCGAACUAUAAAUCUCUAAUAAUAGCAAACUGCUGAUUUCAUCCUUUAACUGUUGAAACUUUAAUAAUCUGCUGAUAUAUUUUCUCAAGAGUAUUUUGUAUUGUAAUCUGUUGCAACUGUUUAAUUAUAUUUUCAGAAUGUGCCUGUUAGAAACUCUGUAAAUUCAGAUUCUUGAUUUUUGACAAUAAAUAUUAAAUUAUUA
Molecule: messenger RNA, 2622 nt
Organism: Centropristis striata (black sea bass)
Lineage: Eukaryota; Metazoa; Chordata; Actinopteri; Perciformes; Serranidae
Gene: aldh4a1
Product: aldehyde dehydrogenase 4 family, member A1
Exons: 15
Coding region: 16-1821 (601 amino acids)
Molecular function (GO): L-glutamate gamma-semialdehyde dehydrogenase (NAD+) activity
Source: RefSeq, a predicted model, not a curated record